CACAGAUUUGACACACAAUAUUUGAUCUACAUCACUCAAACUUGUCAUUUAUUUGAUUAAAGAUUAACUCUAAAACAGGUUAAAAAGAUAAGCAAAUCUUCAUUUAAAAAGAUGAAGUCUUUGGCUGAUCUAUUAUCUACACUGUGCAUCUGUGCAUUUCUUGUCGUCAAGUCUUGCACAUUAACAGAGGCUGUGACACCAGGUGCUAGACCAGUGUAUCCAGUGACAGCCUCGUGGUUCAGAGACAGGUUCUCUCUCAAAGAAUGGGACGAGGCGCUGGAACCUUUUAAAAAUCAAGGGGGAGACACUGUGUUUCUCAGGGCUCCGCCCAUCAUCCGCAGGACAACACAAGACUUAGACGGCGACCUGAAUUUCAUCUGGUGUGGCAGCUACAAAAGCAGCAACCCUGCGUGGGGGCCGAGGUGCUACAACGAAGCAGAGCAGGAACUAAAAGACAUGGGUCUGGUCGUGAGCGCCUUCGUCAGCUACCAGUAUGAAGAAAACUUUAGCGAUGAUAUACUUUUAUGCCCUAAGUUGGAUAAGAAAAUCAACAGUUCGAGAAUUUAUUACAGAAUCGUGCUGCCUGGAAAGAACGCUACAUUUAACUCAAGCUCUCCGUGUGACUACAAGCCAGGAUCUGAAGUCAUUGUGUUACUGACAAGCUUCGCAGGCACAGAUCCACACCAGCUUCUUCUACAGAGUGCUGCUAAAAGUAACACAUCAGUUUACUUUGGCCUGCCUGGAGUACCAAACAACUUUGAUGCUGACCUUAUGCCAGCAUAUUACGCUUGGACGCAGAGGGUUGUGAAUGACCAUCAAGCUCGUUACAGUAAACUCGCACUUGAUCCUAACAGAAGAGUUGUCUCACAUGAUCCAGGUAGCCAAUCACAAAGAGCGACACUGUAUGACUACCUGACAGGCUACUAUGGAACGGAUGAAUGUUGUUUGGGAGACCUGACACAAGACAGCCAGUAUCUGACUCUGUAUCAAAUACUUGGGACCCUGGUCAAAAGCAAUGGGAAAAGGUUUGCCGUUUCCCCUUACGUAGAUCUGAAUAGAUCACAGAUGAACAGAACCGUGGGUCAGCACGUACAAGGUUUUGCCGACAUAGCUAAAACAAAAGUGGUUGAUGUCAUAGCUGUCCAGGAAGGGAGGGGGGCAGCUAAAGGCUGCUACUACUGGCCACAUCAGAUAAACGAGCCAGUCAGCCUCAGUGAUCCAGUUCUGGAUAGAGCCAUCCGUUACCUUGACCCAACAUUGAAAACAAACAUCACAUUUGCCGAAGCCUUCUCUGCCAGCAACAUAGAACUGUUUUCUGCUUUCCAAGAAGCGCAGCAAGGAUUACUGACAACUGGCGUCAGGUUUGAUUUCUGGCUCAAUGUUGAGGCCUUUGAGUUCCUCCGAGACGAUCCUUGCCUUCCUGUUGACCCAAUGGCUUCUGGGAUGGGUGAACUACUGGAUCGGGCAAGCAAAGAACGACUGGACAGGGCCAUCAGUGUAGCUGGCGCCAGAGUGCAGAAGAUCAUAUCCUUCGCGUGGGAUGCCGACUACACAUGCACAACACAGCAGUACCCUACAAGCCUUACUGACGAAAUCCUCUCCGACCUCCAGCGCCCCAUCAUAGCCAACUGUUCCUUCCACAGCUACCAAAAUCUAUCAGUCGUUCUCUUGGGGUUCAACUUGGAAGGUGAGACUCAAGCAUUCACGGUGGAGUGGACCAACACAAGGGGGCAGAAUAUCACCAGCAACAUACAUGGCUACUAUUUUGAGCUGGACUACGGCAUUGAGCACAACUUAGUGGAGUCACUGGAGUACACAAUGCUGUGGGACAUCCCUGAGAUGCUACGCGCCCUAGCACCUCAGGGGACCAUCAAAGUCUCUGCGGACAACGCUAGGCAGUCGUGUUACUUCAGCUAUGAUUUGCCAUACAAGGCAGAAGGAGAGUAAAGAGGAACUCUUACACUGAACCAGCAAUGAAAGUAAAGAUUUAUCUUACACUGAACCAGCAAGAAAUCAAUUAGCAAUGCCAGAUUUUUAAAGUGACUUAAAUAAAUAAUGCCCUUAAUGUAUCUCAGCCAAGACUAAAAAGCACAGAAGUAAACUAUA
This is a messenger RNA of Physella acuta, 2106 nucleotides long. RefSeq lists its product as uncharacterized. NCBI's taxonomy places the organism in Eukaryota, Metazoa, Mollusca, Gastropoda, Physidae. The record is from RefSeq and is a predicted model, not a curated record.